AUGGUACUGAGAGAUCAGCGGCACUGGCUUACCAGACUAUGUGCGCUGGUGCCUGACCAGGUGGCGUGGCGCACUCUUUUGCAUGCAGUGAUGACAUUCAAGCCCUCGAUGCCUCUUCCACCUGUGAAGCUACCUCCGAGGUGUCUAACUCAUGCUCAUCGAAGGGUUUACCCUCCCGAAACAAAUCCCAUUGAUGGAAAAGGUUACAGCUAUGCAAGAGGCUUGACCAGAAGAUAUAGUUAUGAAGCUAGUGAUGCUGUUUCGGGGCUCAAUCGUGGAACAGAAUGGUAUGAAAUUCGGGUUAUCUUUGUAAACUACUUAAAUUCUAGUAAGUAUAGCCGGUCGCCACGAACCACCACUAUUGGAGGACGUCGUUAUGUCAGAGAAGUGCACAGACGUUAUGAAACUGACCAAGCACCGAGCACUUACCGUCAACACGAAUCACGGCUUCUCGGAUCCGGCGACAGUGACAAGCGCUUGGACGAUUUUCUGCCUGAGUAUCUGCGACCACCGAAAGAUCCUUUCGAAGAGGAGCCUCGAUUUGCCGACUCAGCGACAUUGCCGAACUACCUGGGAAACCCGAAUUCUAUCUAUCGUCUUCGCCCUCACAAAAGUGGCUCUUUUGGUAGCUCAGAAAAUUCAACGGGAUCAAGUUCGUCGUCUAACCGUUACAACGGAUACUUCAAAAGUUCUGCUACUUCUACAGAAAAAGCUACGGAUACUGAAAAAACAACUAAAACUGCAGAAGAAAAGAUAAGCAAAUCAAAAACCACUUCUGAUGAGCAAACGUUAGACCCACUAAACCCAGUAUACUCAACGGAAUACGUUGGAUACUCUGCUACUUCAGAUGUGAGGUGA
Molecule: messenger RNA, 858 nt
Organism: Cylicostephanus goldi
Lineage: Eukaryota; Metazoa; Nematoda; Chromadorea; Rhabditida; Strongylidae
Source: the annotation of a GenBank genome assembly